CAUUUACCGUUUUCCCAGGCCGUACUUUACCUUACGUCACUAAUUCAGCUUCAGCACCGGCCAAAGCAGGCAGCGGACAGCACAGACUCGUGUAAUCGCGGGCUUAGAGAGUGUAGCGUUCUUCAUCUUCAUUACUAACACAGUAUUGUGGAACUGCUUUGAGGUCCCAAGUAGCCUACUACAUACAGUAUUGUUUUCAGUGAGACAGCCUUCUGCAUGUGAGCCACAGAGAAGUAACAGAGCUAACACAACACCGCCAAAGGGAUAAGUGCUGAGCAGAUAUUUUGAGAUUGCCGCUGUGUGAAGCUUGUUUCAGGUUUCGGAUGGCAUCUGUAGAAGAUCAAUAUCAGAAGGCGUGGCAGCUGUGUCAGGGGGAAAGUCACAAUGAUCCAGAUAGCGAACCUUACAAGUCAAAAUAUGCUGCCCGCGAGAUAUUUGAGGAAUUAAAGUCUCGCCUCAGUAACCAACUGGAUGAGGAUGACGUGGAUGAUGAGAGCAGCAGCUUCAGUGAGGAAGGGGUGGAUGGCGUGGGCCUCACCCGCGCCCGCAUGGCUGCUGUUGUCUACCACCUGGGGGUCAUUGCUGUGGAGACAGAGGAGUUCUCAACGGGGGAAGAAUACUUAAACAACGCCCUCAUCAUCAUUGGGGACGAGGCUGGCAUCAGCGCAGGAGUCUCCUCAGCUGAGGUGGAGGAGGCUCAGGUGGUGACAGCAGCACUCCUUGGAGACUCAGACAGUCUCCUCUCUUCCAGCAGCAAAACAGCCUCCAUCAGCCCCACUGCCAUCUCCCCCUCCACUAUAGCCCUCACCAUAAGCUGUCACAAUCAGCUGGGUAUCUUGUGGUCCAACCGUGGCCUUUACUCUGCUGCCAGGCAUCACCUUGACCGUGCUGAUGCCCUCUACAAUGAAUACCAGCUCAAGAGUGCCAAGCUACCUCGCACCAUUCACAGCCUCUUUGCCUCCAGCGAAAAGGCUGCAGAAGACAAGAGUGGAGUGGCUGCUUUAGAAAAACUCCACACCCUCACAUACUACUACUUGGCUCAGGUAUAUGGGCACCUUGGGGCACCAGACACAUCCGCCUGGUACUGCCACUCCACGCUUCAGCGGCAGCUGGCCAGUAAAGACUACGACCCACUGGAGUGGGCCAUCAAUGCUGCCACCUUAUCUCAGUUUUACCAAGGAAAGGAAAAAUUCAGAGUGUCCCGCCACCUCCUGGCCUCGGCAUCCAAGGUGUUAUCGAGCCAUGAGGCUGAGAUGAACACGUCAGAGGCUGAAAGUGAGGAUGCUGCACACAAACAGGAAAAGUACAAUCAGUGCAAAGCAGAUGUUGCGAGGUGCUGGGGGCGGUAUAGCCUAGUACUGCUGCAAGUGUCUUGUGACAGAGCACUGCCAGACGAUUCAACCCAGCAGGAAUCUGCUGAUAGUCAGGAAGCAGAACCUGAAUCCUUGGACAAACAGCUUGAGUUCCUUCAGCUUGAAGUCAGCGACCUAGAGUCAGAGGUGGCAGCAAUUCCUGUGCAAGACUUUGAUGAAGCUCGACAACUCUUCCUGGCGGGUCUGCGGUGGCUCACUGAGGCACGCCAGUACUACACAUUAGAGGACCACGCCAGUGAUCACGUCAGCAUCACUCAGGAGAUGAGUCACCUUUACAAGGCUCUUGCCUUCUUUGAACCAUCGGAAGAAAGGCGAUGCAAAAUGCAUAAACGCAGGGUGGAUUUGCUGACUGUUCUCAUCAAAGAACUCAACCCACAGUAUUAUCUCAAUGUAUGUCGACAAAUCUACUAUGAGCUGGCAGAGACAUACUCUGCAAUGAUGGACAAUAAGUUGACUCUUUUAGAGGGUGAUGGGUCCCGACCCACUUCCCAGCAGACCAAGAAAAUUAACACACUGGCAACAUCCAGCAUACAACAUUUUCUUCACUACCUUGACUCUCUUAAGGACAAGACGACAGGGGAACAGCCCACAUCCUACCCAGAAGAAUCCCUGCGCCCGGCUUUGGUGGCGUGGUUCCACUUGGGACGCCUCUGGUCCAAACUUAUUACAUCUGAACCUACCACCAAGAUGCAGAACUUGAUACAGUCUCUUCAGAAUUACAAGAGAUUAGUGGAAUACUGUGACCGACAUCCAGACUCCCAAUCAGUGAUGGCCCAGGAAUUAGCUAUAUGCCGGGAGAUGGUGCAGCUUCUUCCUCUAAAGGUGGAACAAUACAGGGCUACGCUCCAGUAGUCUUUGGUGAGUAGAAGACACCAGGGAUGGAGUAUUCAUAUUCAAAUACAUUCGGAUACUAUAUUUGGGUGUAUUCGUAUUCAAUUAAGUAUUGAUAGAAAUCAAAAUAUUCCCAUUCGUAUUCGAAUACAAGAGGAAAGUAUUCGUAUUCUACAAAUAAUCUGACGAAUACUGCAAAAUUUAUUAUCAGAAAUAACAGCCGUUGUUCCUUACAACUCCAGCCUCCUGCUGGGCAAACAUGUAAUUGUCGUGUAUGGUACAGGGUUCGCAGACUGUGACAGCGCGGGUGGAGUCUGACUCAGUUGCCACUCGCAGUUUUGUGGACACUGGAUGUGUGUUCAUGAGCUAAUUUUAUUGUUGCAUAACUUCAGAACAGUUCUUCACCGAUUUACAUUCAGAACGUAUUUUUCAAUGAAAGUAUUCAUGAAUGUAUUCAUGAAUACUUUCAAGAAGUAUUUGUAUUUGUAUUCAAAUUAAGACCAUUUCAGUGUAUUCGAAUUCGUAUUCGUUGGAAUUUGAAGUGUUCGUAUUAGAAUACACAAUUCUUUUAUUCACUCCAUCCCUGGAAGACACAGCACAACACAAGGCCAGAUGCCUCAUGGGCUCUAUGAGUGAGCAGACAACCUUUUUAUGAUUAUAAGUUCUUAUUUACUGUACAUAAAUAAUUCACUGGUUUAUGUUGCAGUAUCAAAUGAAAAGAUUAAGAUAUACAUAUUUGUGCAUAUUUUAUUUAAGGCUUUGUGAUGUCCAUGAGAACUAGUAUAAUGGGUAAGUAAUUAAUGUAUUUGCAAAAUGAUCAGAAGUCCUUGAUAAUUUAUUUUCACUGAUCUUAUAAAUUAAUCAGUAUAUUAAACAUAAAUUGGUUAUAGAGUGCAAAAUUAAGUUGUAUCUAAUGUUCAGUGGUAGAUUUGUUAUAUCUCCCCAUUGUCUAGCAUUGAUUUGUAAUAGAUAUUAGUUUACCAAUUUGAACAUGCUGCAAAUAAUCAAAUUACUUAACAGCAUGCACAGUGGAUACAGAAGGGUUUAAAUCAAGUUCCCUGUGUGGUGUUUCAUGACUGAUGAGGACAAGGCGGUGUUAUUAAAAAAUGCAAAUACAUUUUACUAUUGUUUCUUCUGUGAUAAUGAAAAUAUUUAUUUGAUCUCGGUUGCAUAUUGUACAAACUUAGGGCUAGUGGUGUUAUUAGUCACUGGAAAUUUUUCAACAUUAGUGCUAAUGGAGUGUUGCUAUUACAUGUCUCGGGAAUUUUUUUUUAAAUUUUCGGCUAACAGUUGUGCUGCUUAAUGUUAAAGGAUACACUGUAGGGUUCAUUCAUAACUUACGAAUGACCGUAUUGAGCAAUGCACUGUCAUUUUGCACUAGAAGCUCAUCUUUGUAUUAAUCUGUUAGGCAUCAACCAAAAACUGCCACUAACCUUUCUGGAGGUAAAGUAUGCUGUGUUAAUUGUAGGGUGAAUGAUAGUAUUUAUUGGUAUCAUUUGCAAGGCUGCCUUGCUCAUGCUUCUCAUGCAUAGUGAAGUUCAAAGGUAAAAAUAUAAUUACCAUUCUUGUGUUAGGAUCAAAGGUCCUUUCCUUACAUGUGACCCAAUUUUGUUGAUGUGGCAGAACGACCGGGUAGUUCUUGACCAGUCAUCCCGAAGGUGGUGUUCCUGGCAUGAAUAGGAUUGACACGGUAAAGAACGACUCAAGUCAUUCCUCCACAUCACUGGUGUUUGGGCAACAUGCAAGUAAGGAACUUAUCAGUGUUGUAGCCAAGACCAAGACCAAACCCUCCGAGACCAAAACCUUUUGAGACCAAGGAUAUAAAAUAUUUUUGCUAAUCUAUCUGAAUGCUUUUAGCAUGUACUGCAUAAAUUGAAACAAAGCAGCAGUAAGCAUAGACUAUUUAAUAGAAACUACACCAGCACAGCUCACUGUCUGAUGUCAAAUGUGUAACUGAAGCCGUUUUCCAAGCGAGCAGGGUUGCCAGGCCCAGGGAUAAUACACUGCCAAUAGCAGCCCCCCCACCAAGCCAAAUUCUGCCAAUGCCAUCUAUGAAAGUAUCCUCAAAAUUACAUAGUAAAUUUCCCUUGCUAAACUAGGAAUGAAAUGAAAUUUCAUUGCCAUAAAGUUUUGAUUUCAUGGCAAUUGUUACCAUAGCAUUGGCAACCCUUUGAGCAAGCUAUCUAAACCUGUGAUGUACAUGCAUGAAGUGUGCAGGCCAGCACCCUUCAUGCAUGUACACCACAGGUUUAGACAGCUACAUGUAUGCCAUAACCGCACCACGUAUAUGAAGUACACAGAGGUGAACAGGGCUGCAAACAUGCAAAUGGAGGUUACCACUACAAGAAUUUGUAGACUACAAUGCUGUAUGGUGCACCAUGAAUGAAAUCAACCAUGAUUUAUUUCCAUGUAUUAUCAUAAAUUCCAAUCUACCCAUGCUGAAAUGCACUUUAUGAUGCUGGUCUCAACCUGGUCUCAAGCCAAAACAGAGACCUGAAGCUGGGAGACUAAGAUCAAGACCACAUCAAACUGGUCUCAAGACUUACAACACUGGUACUUAUGAAGAAAUCCUCCUUCACUACCAGCAAAUUUCUGUCACUGAAACUUGGGGCACAAGCUGAACACUCAUCUGAGAACCAUCUAGCUUAUUAGGUUAGUGAUACAGAAUUAAAAUGUAUACUUUUUAUUGUAAAAUGACUUACCUAGCUUGGUUCCUAUUCAUGCUAAAAUGUAAAAUCUGAUUAAGAAGUCAAUCAAACCUAACCAAAGUGAGCUAUUGUUUGUUCCACAAUUGACCUAGAGUGCUCGUCUGGCACUGGGAUACAUGGCCUGAGUGUCGCCACCAUUGCAACCUGGUGGCCAUCUUCCUGGGCCAAACAAUUGAAAAGCAACAAUUUCACACCCUUCAGUCUUGCCAGAGUUUGUGACAUUACUAUUUACUAUUCAGAAAAACUAAGGCCACCAUUGUCUUCCUAAGGAAAUUCUGCAUUAUUAUAUUAUUAGCAGUAUAAAUUUGUGACUGUAAUGAAAGCACAAAUGUACCAAAAUGAGGGUUAAGGAUAUUAGUGCAUGAGAAGUUUCUCCCACUUACUUGACUUAGUGCUUCAUUGCUUGGCUAAUUUUGACUGCAUUAGAUUUUUAAGCUUGGCUCUUGAAGCUGCACACUUUUUGGAUUAUCAUGGUAUAAAAUACAUCCUAGUGUAAUAUCUGGAUGGUUAAAAUUGCCUAAGAGCAUGAAUGUGGGUGGAGGUGGAGUGUCAAUCCAUGGUAGGCUAUCAUCAUCAGUACAUACCUUCACUUCCAUCCAGAGGGUGACCAUGCUCGGUUUGAACCUAGGUAUGAUGUCUUAUUUGUCAACCUUUGUACAUAUGUGUAAUGACAAGUUCAAAGCACAGUUUUAUAAUGUAUCUACGAGGCAGGAACACUCCCUGCUCACUUGUCACCAGCGGGAGUGGUGGGUAUUUGGAUAAACAAAUUAACUGCAGCGCCCUCUGAGCCACACUCCACCAUCACAGUGCAAUUAUGCUCCUGGGUGAUUUUGGCCCUCUAGAUAUUUUCACACUGGGACAUAUCCUAGACCUAAGCCAACCUAAACAGAAAAGUGUGCAGAUUCAGAAACCAUGCUUGAAAAUUUAAUGCAAUCAAAAGUAGCUGAGCAAUGAGGAGUUAAGUAAGUUGGAGAAAAUGUUUAUGCACUGUUAAACUUAACCCUCAUUUAUGAAUAUUCGUGCUUAAAUUACAGUAACAUUUAUAUUAAUGUAAUGCAGAAUGUCCUCAGAGAGACUGUGGUGGCAUCAGUUUUCCUUAAUAUUAAAUAGUAGUAAGGAAAUCUGGUAAGGGCGAAGUGUGUGAAAUCGUCACUUUUGGAUGUAUUGACCCUGGAAGAUGGCUGACAGCUUGGAGUGGUGGUGACACCCAGACCAUUAAAGAUGAGCAGUUUGGGUCUUUAACUCUGUGGUUUGUUCAUUUGUACUUUGGCACUGGAGCCAAGGCUGCUAUGACAAACUCAUUGCUGAUUGGACAGCAUCGCUCAUCUUCACACUACAAGGUUUUCUUUUAUGUAAAGUAAUACUUAUUUGGUUUCUUCAUAAGUGGAUAUUAGAGUAAUAGUGGAUUUUUAAUUAGUUGAAAACUUAAAUUAACCAUAAGUUCAUGCAAGUUUGUCAUUAUCUAAAUGUUUACACUGCUUUUAACCCCUUCAUUACAGCUGGCCCAAAACAGCGCCCUGCGCUCUAAAUUUCAAAUGUUGCUAUUGAAUAUAACAAGUUUUCAGCCAUAAACUCAACAUAAUCAUCAUGUAUUGUUUAUAAAAACAUGCAGAAUUAUAUAUAUAUAUAUAUAUAUAUAUAUAUAUAUAUAUAUAUAUAUAUAUAUAUAUAUAUAUAUAUAUAUAUAUAUAUAUAUAUAUAUAUAUAUAUAUAAAAAUGGUGCACAAAAAGAAACUUAAAUUUAUCGAUAAUUUUGAGAUGUAAGCAUAAAUAUAGAGAUAAAAUAACUCGUAUAAUGGCUAAAGCGAGCCAGGACGCAGUAUGCGCGUCCUUGUGUUGAAGGGGUUAAUUCCAUGUUGAUUUUUCAUUAAAUAAUCACAAUACUGUGGAAAAAAAUUGACAUGUUAAGACAUGUCCUUCUAAACACAACUGUAACACAAGGUAGGUACAUGCCUCCCUUCAUUUCUGGCAAAUCAAUAAUCUGAUGAUACAAUUGUGUUUAGAAAACAUUGUGUUUUCCCACAGUACCAUGAUAAUUUGAUAUCAGCACGGAAUAAACAUUUAUAUUGACAGCUAUGAUUUAAAGUUUCAUGAUCUUGUUUAUUUUAUGAUCCAUUGAUCAGGAACCAAGUAUUACCCUACAUAAGUGUGUUACAGAGAAUAUAAGUAAAUCUUGAAGUGUGAAAAAGUCUUUUUCUUAAGAUGAGUUACAGUUACAGAUAAUUCUCUGCCCCAGAAUCUGUGCACUGAGAUUUACCAUGCAACUUUUUAUAUUUAACUCCCAUAUCAUCAUCAAAAUGUAAGAGACAUUAAUUGUGUGUCUGGCAGUGACCCACAUUACCCUUGCUCCCUGAUGUGAGGGAAAUGAGCAUAACAAGGAUCUUCUUCUUUUCACUUAAUGUCCUUAUUUUCCCUUAUGGAAAUAUAAGGACGUUAAACGAAAUGAAGAAGGGAAGAUUUGUGUUUAUGCCCACUUUUAUCACACCAUGGAGAGAGUAAGAGAACAUAGGUUGCUGCCAGACACAUAGUUAACUCCUCUUGCAUUUUUAUGAUGAUACGGGAGGCAAAUAUAAAGUUGUGAAUUAAUUCACAGAUUUUGGCAGUGUGUGUGUGAAGGCUGUAGAGACAAGAUAAGUCAAGACACUAUCCAUUUAGCAAUGAGCUUACCAAAGCAACCUAAGGUCCAACUUCAUGAUAUAAAAAAAAUAUAGUAGUGUUAAAAUCUAAUACUGGUAUAGUAGGCUUUUUACUUUUUUUGUAUCUUGGUACAUGUGACAUUCUAUAUUUCUUACUCAACCCAAAACAACCUUCCCUUUUGAACAAGAUGGGUUUUUGGAAGGAAUAAGAUAAUUUUAAGUAAUAUAGAUUAAAUGUCACUGAAUAUUAUUUAUCUAAAGUCACUUUUACUCCAUUACUGCAAUGAACAUAACACAUGAAAUAUGAUUGAUUUUGAUGUUAAUUGCAAUAUAACUGCUCCAGUUGUAAAAAAGAAAAAAAAAUUAAAGCACUUCUAAAAUUUAACAGAAAGCAACUUUUCCUUCAGACAAGAUGGGUUCUGGAAAUGUUAAAAUAAUUUUCUCCUGAAUAUUAUUGAUCUAUAAUUCACUCUUACUGUUAUGGCAAUCAACAAAACACAUAUGAUAAGUGAUUCUGAUAUUAUUAGUCAUAUAACUGCUCAAGUUG
This is a messenger RNA of Eriocheir sinensis (Chinese mitten crab), 8095 nucleotides long. Its product is annotated as KIF-binding protein-like. The transcript has 12 exons. Bases 324 to 2225 code for a protein of 633 amino acids. The record is from RefSeq and is a predicted model, not a curated record. Lineage: Eukaryota; Metazoa; Arthropoda; Malacostraca; Decapoda; Varunidae. Gene Ontology annotation, molecular function: protein binding.